CCCGUUAUAAUUCAAGGCGAAGAAUAUUUAAGGCAGCAUGAGUUCUAAUUUUUAGCAUCGUUUCUCCUUUAAUUCACCAGAAGUAAAACGAAACCCACCAGAAUCCAUUAUUACUACCGAUAUGUUCAAAUUCGCUCUCCAGACUGUCUUCGUGCUAUUGUUCACUCAGGCUCUGUUCAUGGGGGCAUCUGCUACUUGCACCAGUGAUUCGGACGUCCCACCGGCGAAAUUUGCUGUCCAAGACUUACUAGCGAUCCUUCUGGAUGUAGAACCCCUCUCCCCGCUGGGUUUGGGCCUGGACCUGCGUGCUAGGUUUGUGGAACUACCUUUAUAAGAGCUCGGGCAUAACUUAUGAAGAUACUUAAAUGAAGAGACUCUUUACAAAAC
Molecule: messenger RNA, 387 nt
Organism: Lentinula edodes (shiitake mushroom)
Lineage: Eukaryota; Fungi; Basidiomycota; Agaricomycetes; Agaricales; Omphalotaceae
Exons: 5
Coding region: 122-334 (70 amino acids)
Source: RefSeq, a predicted model, not a curated record